GGAAAACGUCGUAUAUACAUAUAAAUAUUUUUCAGCUGUUUUUUAUUUCGGUUGCCAAUGGAAUUUUCGUGCUUUGCAACGUUUGUGUUGGUGGUAGCAGUGCGCUUUUAUGUUUUUUUUUAACAUGUGUUCCCAUUAGCUUAUUUGAUACUUAAUGCCUGACUGUACCGGGGUACGACGAUAAUCAUCAGUUGCGAGCUCUCGGAGAACAACCAUGUGAAGAGUCAGCUGUCCGUGGUACACAAAGAAAGUUUAGUGGUGCUUUUACAUGCGAUUUAGAACUCUUGAAUAUUAAGAAGAAUUUAUUUUUUGAAGAAAGAGUUUUUGAUCGAGAAGAUCUAAAAUCAGAAGAUUGUUUUAAGAAUGGGUACAGCUUUACAGUAUCUCGCUGCAGCCACCGGUAAUCUCGCUAUCGUCACAGAUGGCAUGCACUACGGAUGGCCCUCACCCUCACUACCUCAACUAGAAAACAACACAAACUCAACGUUAUGUUUGACAAGCGACGAGGGUGCCCUCUUGGCUGUGAUGCCCCUAUUAGGGGCCAUUUUAGGAGCCCUAACCGCUGCCAACGUCGUAGACUAUUUGGGGAGAAAAAAGACUAUUAUCUUGACUUCCGUGCCAUUUUUUCUUGCUUGGAUCGUCGUUGCUUUUGCACAGACUGUGAUGUAUUUAUAUAUAGCUAGGUUUAUAGCAGGAAUAGCAGAUGGUGUAACCUUUACAGUAGUACCAAUGUACAUAGGCGAAAUAGCAGAACCACGCGUCAGAGGUCUGUUGGGCUCAAGCUGCUCAGUAAGUUGGAUCCUGGGCUUCCUCCUGAUCAACCUCAUAGGCUCCUACCUCUCCAUCAAGACGACAGCCUUAAUUUCUUCUAGUCUUUGCGUGGUGACUAUCGCCACAUUCAUCUGGAUGCCCGAGAGUCCUUAUUAUCUCCUAAUGAAAAACAAAACAGAUAAAGCAAAAGAAAGCUUAAGAAGAUUUAGAUCUGAUAAAGUAGAUGUGGAAACGGAAAUCUCUAAGAUAAGGAAGUCCAUUAUGAGUACAGAAAAGGUCAGAGGAUCAUUUUUUGAUUUAUUUACUGUUGCGAGUAACCGUAAGGCGGUUAUUAUCGUAGCAGGACUUCGAGGCUUUCAGCAGUUUAGCGGCACCACUGCCAUAACCUUCUAUGCUCAAGAAAUAUUUAAACAAGCAGGCAGCAAUGUGUCUUCUAAAGAAGCGUCAAUCAUUUAUUUCGCUGUAAUGCUUGUGAUGACCAUGUUAUCCUCAAGCAUUGUAGAUAGAGCGGGCAGAAAACCUUUACUGAUUAUAUCUAUGUCAGGUUCAAUUCUUGCCCUGUUUUUGGAGGGCACGUACUUUUAUAUCGAGAAGAAAACCUCCAUAGAUGUCUCCGAUCUAGAAUACAUCCCCGUAUCAUGCUUAAUAAUGUUUGUUAUCUUUUUCAGCAUUGGUAUGCAAAGUAUUCCCAUAUGCUUGCUGGGGGAAUUGUUCCCCACCAGCGUGAAAGCAUACGCUCUAUGCUUGGCCGACGUUUACUUUAGCCUUGUGGCCUCUGUUGCCUCCAAGUUCUUGCAAUUGAUGAAGGACAGUUAUGGAAUUCAUAUGGCCUUUUAUGGGUUUACACUUUUCUCGAUAAUGGGGUUAUUGUUUAUUAUUUUCGUGGUUCCGGAGACGAAGGGUAAGAGCCUUGAGGAAAUUCAGAUGUAUUUGAGAGGCGAGACGCCUAAGAUGUAUGAAGUUGAGCUGCAGAGUAUGGAGAGGUUGCAAAAAGAGAAAAAUGCUACAGAGGAAGCCUUGCUAAAAGCAUAAUACAUUCUUUCUGUUCAAUAAAGGUUCUAAUUGUUUAAUAAUUUUAUGGCCAAAGUGUAUUUUAAACGUUUUAAGUGAUUUUCUAUAAGUGAUUUGUAAUCUAUAGGUACCUGUUUUUUUUUUAAUGUAAUUUUGUUUUAUAAUGUAAUUAAUUAUUUUAUGAUGUAUUCUUACAUAAGUUUAUAUUUUAAUCUUGUAUUAGGGCAAUUUUAGUGAUCUCUCAGAAGUAUAUUUGUAAUAUGAAAUAAAAGAAUUAUAUUUGUCAAUAAAAAUGGUUAUUUUA
Molecule: messenger RNA, 2086 nt
Organism: Anthonomus grandis grandis
Lineage: Eukaryota; Metazoa; Arthropoda; Insecta; Coleoptera; Curculionidae
Product: facilitated trehalose transporter Tret1-like
Exons: 4
Coding region: 364-1803 (479 amino acids)
Biological process (GO): carbohydrate transport; transmembrane transport
Cellular component (GO): membrane
Molecular function (GO): sugar transmembrane transporter activity
Source: RefSeq, a predicted model, not a curated record